GAAAAGUAUUAGCAUAGCUAAAACCAAGCAAGCAUGGUCCAUAAAAGAGAUGAGCAGAACAACAAGAAUACCCAAGAAAUCCCAAUACCCUACUGCUGCUGCUCCUGCGGUAGGGUUGUGCCGUUGCCGUACAAUCUUGUCCUUUUAUUCCUCCUAACUUGUGAAACCUUAAUAAGGUACUAGUAGUAACACUCUCUUAUUCCCAAACCCCAUUGUUUGCCCACCAUGGAAAAAACCCAACAAGAACAAAACUUGGGUCAAGAAGAAGAAGAAGAAGAAGAAAAAGAAGAAGAGCCAUCCCAACAAGAAGAACCAGAACCAGAACCAGAAGUAGAAGAAGCAGCUCCUCCUUCUGAUGAGCAACCACCCUCCACUCAAAUCGAUGAUCCUCCUGUUCCUGCUCCCCCAUUCGAUCCCAGCCGAAUGAUUGGCAUUAUUAGAAGGAAGUCCUUGAUCAAAGAGUUAGCUGCUAUGUACCAUGCUGAGUGCCUUUCAUACUGUCAAGAGCUUUUGGAGCUUCAACGGAAAGGGGAUGAGCCACUUAUUGACCUGAAACCUCCAGAGGAUUUGAAGAAGGAUGCAAUGCGGCCCCCCAAGCGCCUAAAGAAGAACGCUAGACACUAAUAGUUUGAUAUCAUUCCUUUGCAGCUUACUCUCUCAAAUCUGCAUAGCAACUUUCCUUUGGGACAGAAAUACCUUCAUCUUGUUAACUAUGUGAAUGUAUUUUAAGUAAAUUUUAGAAUGAUGCAAGUGCCCUGUUAUGGAUGCACAACUAGCUAUGUGUAAAAAUUUGGUAAACCACAAGGGAGCUUGCUUUUUGCCUAGUCAUGUAGCCAUGUAGGUUUGCUUCGCUUAUGGGAUUCAUAUUAUAUGUUCUGUGCA
This is a messenger RNA of Rosa rugosa (rugosa rose), 882 nucleotides long. RefSeq lists its product as uncharacterized. The coding region runs from base 226 to 624 and encodes 132 amino acids. The transcript has 3 exons. NCBI's taxonomy places the organism in Eukaryota, Viridiplantae, Streptophyta, Magnoliopsida, Rosales, Rosaceae. The record is from RefSeq and is a predicted model, not a curated record.